UGGAGCUGUCAAGCAUACAAUAAAAAAUUAUAAAUAUAUAACUAUGAAGUUGGCAAUAAUUGUUUGAUUCCGCGAGGAAGACGACUAUAAAUCGGCGUCGAGUGGUGGGUGCAGCCAGCAGUUGUAGUUUGACAACAGGUUGAGUGGUCCAGUGGUUCAGUGGUGCAGCUAACAUAGCCUGAUGCGCAGCUAUUCACAAAUGUUUGGGCCGCCGCUGCUGCCGCUGCUGCUGCUGCUCUCGCUCAUGGGGCAGCUGCAUGCGGCACCUGUUGGCGAGCAUGUGGAUCAUGCCGGCUGCAUACGCGUGACGAUCAUUAAGCGGCCAUUGACCACGACAACAACAACUACGACAACAACAACAACGCCGGCUACAACAGCGCCCACAGUGGCACCUGGCUAAGGCGUACAAUUGAUUCUGUUUUACCUUUUUGUUUUGUGUUUUCGUACAACUUUGAAAUAAAGUGCGCGCCGCAGUGCUGACAAAAACCGUUGCAUACUUU
Drosophila hydei is the source of this 500-nucleotide messenger RNA. RefSeq names its product hemocytin. The record is from RefSeq and is a predicted model, not a curated record. Lineage: Eukaryota; Metazoa; Arthropoda; Insecta; Diptera; Drosophilidae. The transcript has a single exon. Bases 182 to 400 code for a protein of 72 amino acids.